AUGACUUCCCGUGUCACAGUUCAACAUGUUGAAGCCAGGAGUGUUUACUUUGAUGAGUCCAAGUUUCCAUUUAUGAAAAGUGAUAAAGACUUGUCUAUUAAUGGUACUGGUGUUGGGUUUAGUGUUGGUUCUGGUUCAGGGUCCAUGUCAGGGCCUUGUUUUGAUUCUAAGGGGUCUGGUUUAGAAUCUAAUGUUAGGGUUAAUUCUAUUGCUAGUUCUGAUUCAAGUUCUGGUUCUAGUUUUGGGUCUCAUAGAUCUUUACCAGCAUCCUCAUCUGGUUCUGGUUCUGGUUCUAUUUGUGCUUUACCGUCUCCGUCUCCGUCUUCUUCUCCGUCUCAUUCUCCGUCGCCGCCUCCUUCUUCUUCUUCUUCUUCUAUUAUUGUUCAUAAGCCUCGUUCUGUUCGUCGCAUUUUGUCUACACCUUCUGCUCCUCUUGAGUCUCCUACUCUUCCUACUCUUCCUUCUAUUCCUUCUGUUCCAUCUCUUCCUAGUUCUCCUAUUCUUCCACCUUCAGAUCAUGAAGUCUCUAUCUCUCCUGACUCAAGUCCUAUUGUUUCUUCUUCGGAAUAUAUUCCUUCACAAUUAGACUUAUCUGAAGCUGGUCCAUCUAUUAAUGAAUCUAAUAUUUCAGGUGAUUCUGGGAUCUCGCAACGAGGGGGUGAUAUUGGGUUUCAACCGUCUAUCAUUGCUUCGUCUCCCACUCCACCACCUUCUGUUGAAUUGGAAGUAGUGCCACUUAGUCAAGAAUCUCCUUCGCCUGAUCUAGUUAAUUCUCUUGACCAAGCUGGUGUUAGUGUUGUCACUAAGGAUGAUACUCAAGCUGUUUUGCCUAAAUCUCGAUCUCGUGUUGUUGCUGUUCGUUUACCUUCUAUAACUCCUGCCAAACGCCCGAGUUCAGAUGACAUUGUUUCACCUCCUUCUAAACACCUUUGUGAAAAUUCUUUGAAACAAUCUCCAGUGUCUGCAACACCUGCAAAACGUCCAGCUGAAGAAGAGUGUAUUUCUUAUCGUCGUCUCAAAUCUCUCCGCUUUGAGUAUGAUGAUGUGGCUUUACUUGUUUUUACAGAUCCUAGUAGUUUUGAAGAAGCUAUGUCUAGUGAAGAAGCUGAGUUUUGGCUUGAAGCCUGUGUUAUUGAAAUGUCGUCUCUUAAACGCAAUGGUACUUGGGAAUUGGUUGAUCUCCCACCUGGUCGCAAGGCUAUCAAUAGCAAAUGGGUGUUUAAAGUUAAGCGCAAAGCUGACGGUUCAAUUGAACGUUACAAAUCUCGUCUCGUGUGUAUUGGAUUUUCGCAAGUUGAAGGUAUUGAUUAUACUGAAACUUUUGCUCCUGUUGUUCGUUACGAGACUGUAAGGAUUGUUCUUGCUAUUGCUGCUCAGUUUGGGUUCCAGGUUCAUCAUAUGGAUGUCGAGACUGCAUUUCUUAAUGGUGAUCUCAAAGAAGAUACUUAUAUGAGACAACCUAAAGGCUUUGUUGUCAAAGGCCAGGAAUCUAAAGUGUGUCAUUUGAAGAAGUCUUUAUAUGGUUUAAAGCAAGCUCCUUUGUGUUGGAAUGAGAAGAUUCAUGGUGCUCUUGUCAAACUUGGGUUUAUUCGUAAUGAAAGUGACUACGGUGUGUAUACCAAAGGAUCUGGGUCUACCAUGGUCAUUAUCGCACUGUAUGUUGAUGAUUUACUUAUUUCUGGCAAUUCUUCUGAAGUCAUUGCCAAAACCAAGUCUUCUUUGUCAUCUAUGUUUAAGAUGAAAGACUUGGGCCCAGUCGAGCAGUUCCUUGGCAUGAGAGUUAAGCAGUCACCUUAUCAUAUUACUGUGGAUGUUUCACGUUAUAUUUUUGACAUGUUGGAGGAGUUUGGUAUGCAGAAUUGUUCAAGUGUCAAGACUCCUUUACCCACUCGUGAUCUUUCUGAUUUUUCCGAGUCUGACUCUGCUACCGAUGCCUCCAUGUAUCGCAGUAUUAUUGGUAAGCUGAUUUAUGCUGCUAAUUGUGCUCGUCCUGAUCUUGCUGUUGCUGGUACUGCUGAACUUGGUCUUGAAUAUCGAGCUCAGAAAGUCUACAAGCUUGUUGGCUAUAGUGAUGCCGAUUAUGCACAGGACAAGCAGGACCGUAAGUCCUUUACUGGGUAUGUUUUUAUUCUGUCUGGUGGUCCCAUUACUUGGGCUUGUCGAAAGCAAGUUAGUCCUGCAUCGUCCAGCGUCGAGUCUGAGUACAUGUCAUUGUCGGAUGCGUCUAAGGAAUGCUUCUGGAUUAAUCAGUUGUUGUCUCUUUGCAAGAUUCCUGUUCCGUUGCCAGUGACUAUGUUUGAGGACAAUCAGGGAUGUAUUGCUUUGGCUCAGAACCCAGUGUUUCAUCGUCGCACCAAGCAUAUUGAUGUUCGGUAUCAUGUUGUCCGUCACUAUAUUCGCAGUGGAGUGAUUCAUCUGGAGUAUCUUGAUACUCAAGUGAUGUUGGCAGAUAUGUUUACUAAGAAUCUUGGUCGUGUGAAGUUUGAGACAUUGAGGGGACUACUUGGUAUGAAGGCAGUAGGUGAUUCUGCGACAAGGGGAGGUGUUGAGCAUGCAAUGUUGUCGCAGACUAGUGCAGUUGAUAAUGCACGUGAGUUUGGGUGGGAAACUAUGGUUGAUAACCUAUGUUUAUUUUAG
Messenger RNA from Magnusiomyces paraingens, 2637 nucleotides. RefSeq lists its product as uncharacterized. The transcript has 2 exons. Lineage: Eukaryota; Fungi; Ascomycota; Dipodascomycetes; Dipodascales; Dipodascaceae. Bases 1 to 2637 code for a protein of 878 amino acids. The record is from RefSeq and is a predicted model, not a curated record.